CUUCUAUUCUCUCAACAUUAAAUAUCUCUCUCUAUCUCUCUGUACAUGUCUCUAUAGCCUACACAUAUACAUAUAUAUCGACCAACGGCGUGAACCGCAUAAUUGCAACCCCAACCAAAAUUUACUCAAAAGUUAUGGCGCAAGAGUUGGCUGACGGUGAGUUUUGGUUGCCUCCGGAGUUCUUAAACGAUGAAGACAUACUUAUGGACUUCAUCCCUAAGAGACCCAUCACCAAGGGCUCUUCUGGGUUAUGCGGGUCCGGGUCGGAUCUUAGCUCUCCUGUUGAGUCUGAAAGUGAUGAAGAAGAUUACCUCUCUGGGCUGACCGUGAAAUUCACUAACAUAACUCUUGAGUGUGAUUUCCGGAAAUAUGCAAACAACAAUAACCACUCUAAGUCAACAAGGGUUAUGGCUGGUUCACCACAGUCAACACUGUGUGGGUUCAAACCAGGUUCAAGCAGAGGAAGUCCCAACUGUUUGUCUCCUCCGACCACGGCAGCGCCGGUUAACCGGAGUGAACCGUCGUGGGACCUACUGUAUGCUGCCGCCGGUGAAGUUGCUAGGAUGAGGAUGGCUGAAGAAGAAGCUAUUCUCCGUUAUCAACAGCUUAAGCUUGCUCAGAUACAACAAAUGAAGAGAUUACAAAUGGUUAAACAACAGCAAUAUUUGCAGAUGGUUCUACAAAACAGGAAAAGGAAUGAAGCUGGAAGUGUCCGGGUCGGGUCAGUUGCUCCACCGUUGUCUAGUUGGCCUACCCCACAACAAUCUCAACAGCGACCACCCGGGUCGGGUAUGCGGGCUGUUUUUCUCGGUAACCCGGGUACUGUUAAACGAGAAUCCACGGGUACUGGUGUGUUUUUGCCUAGGCAAGCCGGAGCCCCGACUGAACCCGUUAAGAAAAGAGGAUGUUCAACUGUUUUACUUCCGGAGAGAGUGGUUCAGGCACUCAACUUGAAAACAGUUGAGGCUGAUGUGUCAGAAACAGAAAUGAUGUACCGGAACAGUAUGAUGAUGAGUCAGCAACGGAGGAACACCACCCACCGGCAACAACCGGCGGAAUUCCGGUUGCCACAAGAAUGGACUUAUUGAAGAACCAAGUGUAGGAAAAUAUUAGGGGAAAGAAGUUAGGAAAAUAUUAUUAGCAGACUAGUAUAGAAAAUGGUGAUUUUUAAGAAGAAAAUGGGUUUGUUUUGUUUUAAUGAUGAUGAAUAAUAAAGAAUUUAAUGGUGGGGAUUAUACCAACAGAAAAUAUACUCCGUUUUGGGUUAGAAGGAGAAUUUUUGUUUGGUUUUUGUUUAAUGAUGUUUUAAGAAGAAUAAAUAAGGUGAUUUAGUGUGACAAGUUUAAAUUGAGUGAAAGAUUGGGGGGGUCUUGAUCAUGUCUUGUUUGGCCUUUUUAGAGCCUUCAAUGAUCUGGUUCAUGGCUAAUGGCCUAUGGUUACUUUUAACUUUUCGUGAUAUUUAUUUUUGUUUGAGCCCUCCUGAAGUGUGUAGGAAUUUUAAUUCGAGUCCAUCUGUUUUUGUAUGGCUUGGAAUCUUAUAAUAAAGAUUUAACUAUA
Molecule: messenger RNA, 1557 nt
Organism: Erigeron canadensis
Lineage: Eukaryota; Viridiplantae; Streptophyta; Magnoliopsida; Asterales; Asteraceae
Exons: 4
Coding region: 135-1088 (317 amino acids)
Source: RefSeq, a predicted model, not a curated record